Chaetomium strumarium is the source of this 1329-nucleotide messenger RNA. RefSeq lists its product as uncharacterized. The coding region runs from base 106 to 1113 and encodes 335 amino acids. The record is from RefSeq and is a predicted model, not a curated record. Lineage: Eukaryota; Fungi; Ascomycota; Sordariomycetes; Sordariales; Chaetomiaceae. The transcript is spliced from 2 exons.
UACACCUGCUAGCUCUGCUGAAUCCUAACCUUUGCGAAUCUGCCUCCAAAGAAGAAUCCGGCUCGGUUUGGGCUAGUUGCACCUUUGCAUACUCAUUCUCCCAGCAUGCUCCAUCGAAUCAUCGUGACGCUCCCCGCGGCCGCCGUCAUCCUGUCACUCGCGUCAGGACAAAACCCAAAGUCCGAUGGCAGCUACGGCGAGGGAACCGCCUUCGGACCAUUUGGCGUGCCUCUCACACGGUACAACGAACUGCUGAACUCCCCCAACGCAACGAGCCAAUACCCGCUCUUGGGCCCCAACAUCUCGGCACCGUACCCAGGAUCCGGCAACAUCCUUAACGGGUGGUCGUGGGUCGUGUCCGUAGCGGCAGAUAUCCCCCUCUCAGAAAGCAACUCGACCACGGCCGACUGGUACCCCGACAACCACAACCACAACCACACCUUCACCGGGAGCCGUGUGGUGCUCCAACAAGCGCCAACCACGGGGCCUCCCGCACACGAAUCGUGGUUUGUCUGCGUCGUGAACUGGGACAUCGACCUCGCGACGUACCCCAGCAAGCUCCGUACCGACGACGGCAGCUGCUCGAGUGUGCUGAGUGAGCAGUGCAUCCGCGACACUGAGGCGAGCGUGCUGGAGGAGUAUAGACUGGGGCUCGGCGGCCCCAAUCCGUGCAAAUGCCCGUCGCUGACCGAGAUCGCGUCCUGCGAGGGGGAGCAGGCGAAGGCCUUGAUGUCGGGAGGAGGAUGUGCUGCUGGGCCGUUCAACGCAACCGCAAUCCGCAACUGGCCCGACGGCAAACUCGAUGUGCGCCAGUUCGGCGGCCCGCCGCACAAGGCGAGGAAUCUCACCGCGUAUAACGAAACGGGCAGUCUGGCUUGGCCUGUGUUGGCGGUGUGGGGUCCUUCGACAAAUAACACCAGAAAUAGCACAGGCCAGAUCGACUUCUCGGGCGCGGUAGCGAAGCUGUCUUGUGUGAGGGCCAAAGACGCUACUCCGGGGAGCAAAACGCCGGGUGGUGGGACCGUCAGUGUUGGCAACAGAGAGGCUGUUGUAUCUUCCACGAUUCUGGUCGCAAGCGUUGUGUGGGUAGGCAGCUGGGUUGCAUUUCUGUAAGCAUAUAAUAAGCAUGAACGCGAGCUUGAGAUCGCUGCUUAGGACCGUGCGAGUGGGAGGCCUGUUCGGGCAGAUUCAGUUACGGGAGGAUAACAAAGUCAUCCAAGAGUUCAACGCCCGCGGCCCGCUAAGAAACGCAGUUCGACGACACGUCCCACAGAGUUCGGAAAAGGCAGCUCUUGCCAGACUAGCUGCUAUAUAAUCUUCUGAUGUGUU